Molecule: messenger RNA, 1473 nt
Organism: Raphanus sativus (radish)
Lineage: Eukaryota; Viridiplantae; Streptophyta; Magnoliopsida; Brassicales; Brassicaceae
Product: plant-specific TFIIB-related protein PTF2-like
Exons: 1
Coding region: 623-1114 (163 amino acids)
Biological process (GO): cytochrome b6f complex assembly
Cellular component (GO): chloroplast thylakoid membrane
Source: RefSeq, a predicted model, not a curated record
AAUUAAUAAAUAACUCUAGGCAUCUCCUUCAUUACUUUUAAACUCUAAUCGCCGUCGCUCCGGUCGUGUCUCCCUGUCGGAACCAUUACCGGAUCCUCCUCCUCGUUCCCACGAAGAUCAAUCAAAAAACCCAAAUCGAAAGUUGGACACUUUUUCCGAUUCUGCAAACCAUGCGGUGCAAGAGAUGCAACGGCACCGACUUCCAACGCGACGACUACUACACAGGAAACUCCUUUUGCUGCGGAUGCGGGACGUUGCAAGAGUACGACAACUAGCUGGGCGGCGUAAGAGGACCCCAAGGGCACGUGUUGCUACGCGCUGGUGAGGAGAGAAGGGAAGGGAGGUGUUUUGAGAUUGCUGGUGUUGUGGGAUGUGAUUUGAUUUGAUUUGCAUCAGCUGGGGAGUAUGUGUAAGCGUGUUGUUGAGUAUUUAGGGUUGGAGUUGCAGGAGAUUGAUCUCGUGGGGAUGUUUGUGAAGACGCCGAGGCUGAGUGGUGUUGACGGUAAGAAGAAGGAGAGGGUGAUGAAGCAAGGGGGGUUUCUUAUGAACUCUUCUUUGAAGUGGUUUUUGUCUACAGGGAGGAGACCGAUGCCUUUGGUUGUUGCGGUUUUGGGGCUUGUCUAUGUAUUGUUAUGAUGAUGAUGAUGAUGAUGAAGGUCAAAGGAGCUCGUUUCUUCAGAUGGUAUCGUGUGAAGAUUGGUGGAAAGGGAAGUCGAAGAUGAGUCAGAGACUUACACUCAAGGAAGUGUUGGAGAAAGAUAUAGGGCUUGAUGAUGAUUUGCCUAUUUCUUACGUGAAGGGUUGUGAUGCGGUGGAAAGAAGAAGAAGAAGAGAGAAGAUUAAGGCGGCUAAGUUAAGGAUUGAUGCGAUACAAGAUCCUUGUGAUGAUGGAAGUGAGUUGUCUUUGGAGCUUGGAGAUAGCAAGAGGAAGAAAAGGAAGAGAGGAUGUGAGAUUGAUUGGGAGGAGGAUUUGGUAAUUCAGACUCUGGUCUGUUAUUGUCUUAGUUUCGUUGUGAUCUGCAGGGACAAAGUGCAUUUUGUGAUGCUAAAUGUGGACAACACGAAAUGGGAGCAAGAGCUGGAUGAGUUCGGUGUUGAAGGUAUUCCUCGAUAGGCAAGGGAACGAGGAAGGUAAUGUGGUUUGGAGGCUCCCGUGACAGUAUCUAGUUGAGAAUGUAAAUGCGCUUGCAGCUGAGAAGCAAUCGAUUCCUCGUGCUCGAGCUGUGGGACGACAGUACAGUAGCACCGAAGCCCCUAAGGUUCACCAGGUUACUCAUCCCUUUAGCCAUGGGUAGAGAAAGAUUGAGACAUUAUAAUCAUUAUCAUAUCAUGUUGAUUGAACAUCAUAACCAAAGCAUCUGUCAUCAUGUUGAUACAAGUUGUUUGUAACUCUUAUAGUGCACAACAAUUGAAAAAGUAGCAAUUGUUCCUAUUUGAUCAAUACAACUCUUAACUUAUAAAAACUCUAAUCUA